AUGUCAUCCAACAAUAACACAAGCAUUACAUUAGCGAUUCUUCAACUUCAAAGCGCUUUUCGAUAUCCAAGUCUUAUUUUAGGGUUUACUCUAUUGAUCGGUGGUGUAUUAGGCAAUAUUCUUAAUAUAAUCAUCUUUAUUAAAGUGGGAAAUUACAAAAAUAAUGCAUGUUCACUUUACAUGUUCAUUCGAGCUUUUAUUGAUCUCUACAUUCUUCUUGCUGGUUUAGCUACUCGAAUGCUUGCUACAGGUUUCCAGAUGGAUUUUACUUUAAUGAAUAGAAUCUGGUGUAAAACUCGCGUGGGUUUUCUCGAUAUUAAUAGCCAAAGUACAUUUACUUUGAUUUGCUUACAAGCUAUUGAUGCUUUCAUGUGUUCUUCUCCAUCAGCUCUUGUACGACAAAAGAGUAACAUUCAAACAGCACGAUAUUUAGUCAUUGGUACUCUUUGUUUUUGGUGUAUUCAUGAGAUACCCUUCUUCAUCUUUCAAGAUCUUGUUAUCGUAGGAGGUACCCCCAUGUGCAUUGGAACAAAUGCAAUAUUUGCUCAGUAUCGCAGCUAUUUUGUCGCUCUUUGUGUUGUCACUAUUAUACCUAUCAUAGUGAUCUCUAUUUUUGGAUUCCUCACUGUCCGACAUAUGAAAACUAUCAGUGUGACAAGAACACUUUCUUCUCUAACAAGACAAACAAUUAGCAUGGCAUUAUUUCAAAUAGUUGCUGUAUUAGUAUUUAAUGGACCAAAUGCAGCUUCGAUAAUUUAUUCAGUGGCUACAGCAAAUGUAGCUAAAGAUAGUUAUAGACGAGCAGUGGAACAGCCAAUUUCUUUAUUAAUUGCCACUUAUUCUUAUGGCCCAUUUGCAAGUUCAUUUUAUUGUUACUGUUUAUCAAAACGAUUUCGAUUUCAAUCGGUCGUAUCUCUGAAAGAACUGGUUUGUGGUAUACAUACGAACCAAGUAUUUCCAAGUACACAAAGAAGUGGUACUCGUACUCAACUACCAGCAUACGUUAACAAUUAA
Molecule: messenger RNA, 1014 nt
Organism: Adineta steineri
Lineage: Eukaryota; Metazoa; Rotifera; Eurotatoria; Adinetida; Adinetidae
Source: the annotation of a GenBank genome assembly